Messenger RNA from Penicillium atrosanguineum, 1599 nucleotides. Its product is annotated as glycoside hydrolase family 18 protein. Gene Ontology annotation, cellular component: extracellular region. Gene Ontology annotation, molecular function: chitinase activity. The transcript is spliced from 5 exons. The coding region runs from base 1 to 1599 and encodes 532 amino acids. Gene Ontology annotation, biological process: carbohydrate metabolic process. NCBI's taxonomy places the organism in Eukaryota, Fungi, Ascomycota, Eurotiomycetes, Eurotiales, Aspergillaceae. The record is from RefSeq and is a predicted model, not a curated record.
AUGCGUCGAUACUCGAAAUAUCUCUCCGGCUCAGUGCUACUCGCCUCCAUGGGAGGAGUGCAGGCCAAGCUUGACCUGAACUCUUCUAGCAAUAUCGCGGUCUACUGGGGCCAGAACUCGUUAGAAGCCGCUGGAGGGAAGGGUCAGCCUCAACAAGCUCUUUCCUACUACUGCGACAACAAAGAUAUUGAUGUCAUUCCCAUGGCAUUUGAUAUGAUGAUCAACGGCCCCGGCGGCGCCCCCCAGGUCGACUUUGCUUCUGCUAGCGCAGACUGUGAUGUGUUUCCAGGAACACAAUUGAAGAAUUGCCCGGGGAUUGGCAAGGACAUCAAGACGUGCCAGGACAAGGGAAAGACAAUCAUUCUCUCGAUUGGAGGUGCAACCUACAGCGAGGGCGGCUUCAAGUCAGAUGCCGAUGCCAAGGAUGGAGCCCAGCUCAUCUGGGAAACCUUUGGUCCGAAGAAGGAUGGUUCGAAGGCUCUUCGUCCUUUCGGCGACGUCAGCCUUGAUGGCUUCGACUUCGACUUCGAGGCCAAUGUCGAGCAUAUGGCGCCCUUUGCCAACGCCCUUCGCGACUUGAUGAACAAGGAGACCGACAAGAAAUACUUCUUGACUGCCGCACCCCAGUGCCCGUACCCUGACCAGUCGGAUAAGGAGAUUCUGAACGGCCCUGUUGAUAUUGAUGCCGUUUGGGUUCAGUUCUACAACAACUUCUGCGGUAUCAACAAUUUCGACACGAAUGAGAAGAACUCCAAGUUCAACUUCGAAGAGUGGGACAACUGGGCCAAGACCGUUUCCAAGAACAAGGAUGUUAAGGUCCUAGUUGGUAUUCCUGCCGACACUACCGCCGCCAGCACCGGAUAUGUGCCCAUCGACAAGGUCGCCGAGGCCGUCGAAUACUCCAAGAAGUUCUCGAGCUUUGGUGGCGUGAUGAUGUGGGAUGCGUCGCAGGCAUACGCAAAUGAAGGAUUCAUUGAGGGCGUGCGCAAGGCGCUGGGUGAAGGAGAUUCCGGUUCGUCGUCGUCGUCCAGCUCGGCGUCGACCACGGCGUCUGCACCUACGUCCACUAACACACCGGAGACUACGCUCUCUUCCAAUGGACAAGGGUCCUCGUCCUCGUCUUCCUCCUCAUCUGGGUCUGGGCCCUCGUCCAGUGGGCCUGAUGAACAGCCUACAGCUACUCCUACCACCCUCGAGACCAAGCCCACCGCCACGCCGACUACCACGUCCCAGGCCACGGCCGCACCCGAGCCCACCAAGACUCAGACACCCCAACCUGCGCCCACCGAGCCCGAGCCGACCACGACUGAGGCUGCCCCCGCCCCCGCCCCUGCACCCACCGAGACGCCUACCACUACGCCUGCUCCCGCACCUACUACGCCACCCGCGCAGGAUGACGACGACGAAGACAAUGACACCGACAGCGGCUCGACUUCCGCCACUGGUGACGGCGACUCCUCUACUGAUACUCUCAACAACCUGCUUAGUGGUGAUCUCUUCAGUCUUCUGGACGGUCUUCGUAGUGCCAAUGGCGCUGUGAAGGGUAUUUCCCAUGGUUUGACCAAGAACCUCCGCCGUGCCAACCGCAUUGGAUAUUGA